CGGCUGAGCUGAAACAGAAAGUAAAGUUGUUCUUUUGUUCAGGAUCCAUUUUGAGACGACAGAGCAGAAAACACUACAUGGAGAUCAUUGAAAAAUAAAGGGUCAGUGCUCUAAAAUGAGUCUCUCUGGGGAGAGAGAGGAGGGGGGCCCUGCCUCUAAAAUGAGUCUCUCUGGGGAGAGAGAGGAGGGGGGCCCUUCCUCUAAAACACAUCUCUCUGGGGGACAUGACACCACAGCUAAGAGUCCAAUCAAGCAGGAGAGACCAGCCUCCCCUGUUCCCAGCUGUGUGUCCAUGAAGAGUAACCAGUCUAUGAUUCAACCUAUAAUGUUUAGAGAGGGAGACUUUUCUACUGAACAAAGGCACAAGGACAACGUAGCACGUCCUGUGAACACGUCAGGGUUCCAUAGCCGGAGGCAGACCAGCAGAAACUGGAUCAGCAGCACAACAAGACCAAACAAGCAGGAGAGACCAGCCUCCCCUGUUCCCAGCUGUGUGUCCAUGAAGAGUGACUGGUCUAUGAUUCAACCUAUAAACUUUAGAGAGGGAGACUUUUCUACUGAACAAAGAAACCAACAGGAGAGAUCAGAGUCAGAGAUUCUCAGUGGUCAGUCUUCCCAGAGUCAUCAAACAAACCUGGCCUCCAUAUUCAGUACGCUUGAAGAGAAAAUUAUGACAUUUGUGAAGAACGAGCUGAAGAUGUUCAAGAGGAUUCUUAGUCCAGAACUCCCAGGAGGCUUUGAGAGUCAGAAGCAGGAUAAGGAAGUGGUGGAUGCUGAUGAUGAGAAGCAGGAGAGCAGUGCUAGAGAGGGGGCUCUGAAGAUCACACUGCACAUCCUGAGGAAAAUGAACCAGAAGGAGCUUGCUGACACACUGGAGAAAUAUGAGCUCGCUGUGAUUUGCCAACGUGAACUCAAAUCUAAUCUAAAGAAGAAGUUUCAAUGUGUAUUUGAGGGGAUCGCUAAACAAGGAAACCCAACACUUCUCAAUAAGAUCUACACAGAGCUCUACAUCACAGAGGGUGGAACAGGACAGGUCAAUAAUGAACAUGAGCUGAGACAGAUUGAGACAACAACCAGGAAACAAGCAAGACCAGAGACUGCAAUCAAAUGUAACGACAUCUUCAAACCCUUAACUGGACAAGACAAACGUAUCAGAACUGUGCUGACAAAGGGAGUCGCUGGCAUUGGAAAAACAGUCUCUGUGCAGAAGUUCAUUCUGGACUGGGCUGAAGGAAAAGCAAAUCAGGAUGUCCAAUUUGUAUUUUCAUUCCCUUUCCGGGAGCUGAAUUUGAUGAAAGAGGACAAACACACUUUGAUUGAACUUCUUAAUCACUUCUCAAUGGAAACCAAACAAUCAGGAAUCUCCAUCUACAACAAGUACAAAGUUCUGUUCAUCUUUGAUGGUCUGGAUGAGUGCCGACUGCCCCUUGACUUCCAGAAGAACAAGAUCUGUUGGGACGUCACAGAGUCAACUUCAGUGGAUGUUCUGCUGACAAAUCUCAUCAAGGGAAAUCUGCUUCCAUCUGUCCUCCUCUGGAUAACUACCCGACCUGCAGCAGCCAAUAAGAUCCCUUCUGGGUGUGUUGACCAGGUGACAGAGGUACGAGGGUUCAAUGACCCACAGAAGGAGGAGUACUUCAGGAAGAGAUUCAGUGAUGAGGACCUGGCCAGCAGAAUCAUCUCACACAUAAAGACAUCAAGGAGCCUUCACAUCAUGUGCCACAUUCCAGUCUUCUGUUGGAUUUCUGCUACAGUCCUUGAACACAUGCUGAAACAUAAGAGAGAAGAGAUGCCCAAGACUCUGACUGAGAUGUACACACACCUUGUGGUGUUUCAUACCAAACAGAAGAAUGAAAAGUAUCUUGGGAAAGAAGAGACAGGUCCACACUGGAAUAAAGAGAGCAUUCUGUCACUGGGAAAACUGGCUUUUCAACAGCUUGUGAAUGGCAAUCUGAUUUUCUAUGAAGAAGACCUGAAAGAGGCUGGCAUUGAUGUCAAUGAAGCCUCAGUGUACUCAGGAUUGUGCACACAGCUCUUUAAAGAGGAAUGUGUGCUGUACCAGGACAAGGUGUACUGCUUCGUACAUCUGAGCAUUCAGGAGUUUCUGGCUGCUGUAUAUGUGUUCCUCUCAUUCAUCAACAACAAUGAGAAUCUAAUGGACAAACUGCAAACAAAGUCCAGUAUCUUUUCUUCGCUGUUCAGAGACAAGCCUGAAGUUACUUUCUACAAGAGUGCUGUGGAUAAAGCCUUACAAAGUGAGACGGGAAACCUGGACCUUUUCCUCCGCUUCCUUCUGGGCCUCUCACUGGAGUCCAAUCAGAAGCACUUACGAGGUCUACUGACAAAGACAAGAAGCAGCUCACAGAGCCAUGAAGAAACAAUCGAGUACAUCAAGGAGAAGAUCGGGGAGGAUCUCUCUCCAGAGAGGAGCAUCAAUCUGUUCCACUGUCUGAAUGAACUGAAUGACCAUUCUCUAGUGAAGGAGAUCCAAAGAUACCUGAGAUCAGGAAGUCUCUCAGAACCCAACCUGUCACCUGCACAGUGGUCAGCUCUGGUCUUUGUGUUGCUGACUUCAGAAAAGGAGCUGGAUGUGUUUGACCUGAAGAAAUACUCCAGAUCAGAGGAAGGUCUUCUGAGGCUGCUGCCAGUGGUCAAAGCCUCCAGGGCUGCUCUGCUGUCAGGCUGUGGAGUCACAGAGGAAGGCUGUGCUUCUCUGGUCUCAGCUCUGAGGUCAAACCCCUCACACCUGAGAGAGCUGGACCUGAGUAACAAUGACCUGAAGGAUUCAGGAGUGAAGCUGCUCUCUGCUGGACUGGGGAAUCCCCACUGUAAACUGGAGACUCUGAGGUCAGUAUUAUCAGAUAUGAAAGCACUUUAUGUAUGUAGUUCUCCCAUUCUCACACUGGACCCAAACACAGUAAACAGACGCCUCUCUCUGUCUGAUGAGAACAGAAAGGUGACAUGGAGGAGAGAGGAGCAGCCGUAUCCUGAUCACCCAGAGAGAUUUGAGGACAGGGGACAGGUGCUGUGUAGAGAGGGUCUGACUGGGCGCUGUUACUGGGAGGUAGAGUGGGGGGGGGGGGGGGCUGUUAUAGGAGUGACAUAUAAAGGAAUCAGCAGGAAAGGAGGGGUUAAGGACUGUUGUCUUGGAUACAAUGACAAGUCCUGGAGUCUGUUCUGCUAUGACAUCCGUUACAGAGCCUGGCACAAUAAUAAUCCCACUACCAUAGACGUCCCCUCCUCCAGCUCCCACAGAGUAGGAGUGUAUCUGGACUGGCCAGCCGGCACUCUGUCCUUCUAUAGAGCCUCCUCUGACACACUGACCCACCUGAUCACAUUCACCUCCACAUUCACUGAGCCCCUCUAUCCAGGGUUUAGGGUUUAUGAUGUUGGUGACUCAGUGUCUCUCUGUCAGUGAUACACACACACACACACACUGGACACACACUCACACACACACACUGGACACACACUCACACACACACUG
Oncorhynchus kisutch (coho salmon) is the source of this 3487-nucleotide messenger RNA. RefSeq names its product NLR family CARD domain-containing protein 3-like. Lineage: Eukaryota; Metazoa; Chordata; Actinopteri; Salmoniformes; Salmonidae. Gene Ontology annotation, molecular function: protein binding. The record is from RefSeq and is a predicted model, not a curated record.